Messenger RNA from Thyridium curvatum, 4188 nucleotides. RefSeq lists its product as uncharacterized. The record is from RefSeq and is a predicted model, not a curated record. Gene Ontology annotation, molecular function: oxidoreductase activity, acting on CH-OH group of donors; flavin adenine dinucleotide binding. Bases 1 to 4188 code for a protein of 1395 amino acids. The transcript has 6 exons. Lineage: Eukaryota; Fungi; Ascomycota; Sordariomycetes; Thyridiales; Thyridiaceae.
AUGGCGUCCACACCUCAGCUCGUAACGCCAGAGCUCAAUGGCAACAAAAUACACACCCCUCCAUACCAGAAUGGCAACGGUGGCAUGAUGAACGGCGUCCACUGGCCCCCGACGCCUGCCGAGCCUCCUCGCACCCCAGACUUGGACGGCUCACUACGGCCUGCUCCAAGAAGUAGAUCAUCCUCGAUUCCGUCUUCAACAUCCUCGCCGGAACCGGACCGUAAUUCCUUCUUCACUGACAAGAAGGGCCGUGCCAGGUCCAUGCCUGUCCGGACAGAGGGCCCUCACGAGCAGAAUAGCGGUCCUCACACACGAGCUCGGGCCAAGAUCCGGUCCUAUGUGGAUGAUACACGAGCAAAACAGUUCCCGCGCCUGUCCAAGCCCGUCGAGCUGAUGCGGAGCUCCUACGAUACUGUCGUCAUCGGCUCCGGCUACGGCGGCGCUGUUGCUGCCUCCCGCAUGGCGCGCGCCGGCCAGUCGGUGUGCCUGCUCGAGCUGGGCAAGGAACGCUGGCCCGGUGAAUAUCCUACCGGCAUGCGCGAGUCCGCAGGCGAGCUGCACUGCUCGGGCGAUUUUGCACCGGGGUUCCUGCACGGCAUCGAUGUCAACGCCGGCGACCCCACAGGCAUGUACCAUCUCAUCUUUGGCAAGGGCCAGAACGCGAUUGUGUGCAACGGCCUCGGCGGUACGAGCUUGAUGAACGCAAACGUAUUCUUGCGGGCCGAUGAAGACACCAUGGCGAUGAAGUUUUGGCCCCCGGAACUGAGGCAAAGGGGUGCAUUGGACGAGUGGUACGACAAGGUCGAAGAUGUGCUUGAGCCAGAGAAGUACCCCGAGGACUGGCCCAGGCUGCCGAAGCUGGAGCUGCUCAAGAAACAGGCAGAGUACCUCAACAUGACCGACAAGUUCGACCGCGUAAAGCAAACUACGCGCUUCAGAAACGGCCCCAACCGCUGCGGCGUCGAGAUGUCGGCCUCUGCGCUCACAGGGCAAGAUGCCACUGGUGUCAACGACGGAUCCAAGACCACUACCCUGGUAACGUAUCUCUCUGACGCCUGGAACUGGGGCUCUGAGAUGUUCUGCGAGUGUGAGGUGCGCUAUAUCGAAAAGGUCCAGGACAGGCGUGGCGGCUACAACAUCUACUUUGCUUGGCACGGACGGAAUCGGGGUCACUUCAAGGCUAACCUCCACGGUGACCUCCUCUGGGUGCAUGCGAAGAGGGCCGUCUUCCUCGGUGCCGGCGCUAUAGGCAGCACAGAGAUCUUGCUCAGGAGCAAGGCCAUGGGCAUGCCUAUGAGCGACCAGGUCGGCCAGAACAUGAGCGGCAACGGCGAUAUCCUAGCUUUCGGAUACAACACGGAUGAGGAAGUCAACGGCAUCGGCCGUGCGUUCCCCAACCCCUACAAGCCAAUUGGUCCCACCAUCACAGGUAUCAUUGACAAUAGGCGCGGCCAUGCCAAUCCUCUCGAUGGCUAUGUUAUUGAGGAGGGCGCCGUACCCCAGGCCCUGGCACGGCUGCUCCAGACAAUGCUGGACUUCAUGCCUGGCGCCCAGGGACCCAAGAAUGACACAGUCAUUGAGCGGACACAGGCUUGCCUAGCCCGCUGGGGUAGCCGAUUGCUCGGGCCUUACUUCAAGAAGGGCGCGAUCGAGAGAACACAGGUCUACUUGAUCAUGUCGCACGACAAGCUGAUUCAGAAUCCCCAAUUCACAGGCAACCAGGCAGUGUUGACCCUCGAGGAUGACAAGCCCAGGCUCGAGUUCCUUGGGGUGGGCAGGAGUGACCACGUCAAGAAGCUGAACGAGAUCCUGGCAAAGGCCACAGAGGCUGUCGGCGGAACCUUGGUCAACAACCCCUUCUUCGCGCUGAUGGGACAGCAGGUGACUGUACACCCUAUUGGUGGCGCGUGCAUGGCUCGAGACAACUCCGGUAAGACAGGUGUGACGGACCACGUCGGCCGAGUCUUCACCGGUAAUCACGAAGAGGUUUACGACGGGCUUAUCGUUACCGAUGGCGCAGUGAUCCCUGCCGCCCUGGGUGCGAAUCCCUUCGCGACCAUCACCGCCCUCGCCGAGCGCUCUGUGGCGGCGUUCGCGAAGCAGCAGAAGCUGGACGUCAGCGAGGAGAAGAACGGCAUCCUCGAUUUGUUUAGCGAGCCUGCUCACCACCCCUACUACACCAAGUCCGACGAUGAGACCGAGUACGAUGAAGUCCAGCUGGACGCCGAGCUCAACAGCCUUGACAUGACCAUCUCCGACAUGGAGAAGGCUCGUGCCAUCAAGGCUGGUGGCUUUGGCUUCACUGAGGUCAUGUCUGGCUUCAUCCACAAGGACUCCAACAUGAAAGAUGACCACAGGGCAACAUAUGAGCUUGCGUACCGGACGGCCAAGAGCCGCUGCGAGAGUGCAAGGUUCUUCCUGAGCGUCCAGUCCUUCAACACCAGGCACAUUGUCAAUGACCCCGACCACAAGGGCUUGCUGACGGGCACCUUUGUCUGCCCUACCAUACCGGGCUCACCGUUCAUGGUGCAGAGGGGCCAGUUUGGGCUCUUUAUCAUGGACACCAAGGCUCCCGGCACAAGGAAUCUGACAUACGACUUUGACAUGCGCGGCACCAACGGCAGAGUGCUGCAUUUCCACGGUUACAAGGUGGUCGACUCGUCUGUCGCACUUGCACCUCUGGCGUUCUGGCGGUCGACCAGUACCCUCUAUGUCACUGUCACAGAGAAGCUGCCGACGCCUCUCUUCAAUCCGAACGCGGAGGAGCCCUGGCGCCACGGCAAGGUGCUUGCCAAGGGAAUGAUGCACAUCACUCCGACAGACUUCAUGUCCGAGAUCAUGACGCUCACUCCCACGGGCAGUGGUCUUUUGAAGAAGGUCGCUAGUGCCGCCAACUUCAUGACCUACUUCACCCGCAAGUCCAUGUCGCUGUUCCUUGCGCCUCUUACCCCUCUGCAGUACCCGUCUCAGACAUACAAUGGCUUUAUCAACAACACACCUCCCAGCAAGUCCUACAAUAUAGUCGCCAGGGACAAUGUGGUCACCCGGCUGCACAUGUGGGAGCCCACGUACCGCCCUCUGGACGAGAACGGCGCUCCAGUCGAGGUCAAGAACCUGUUCAUGAUCCCCGGCGCGUCCGUCGACCACCAGAUCUACGCCCUCCCUACCAUCCCCUUCAACGCCGUCAACUAUUUCUGCCGCGCCGGGUAUCGGGUCUUCAUAACGGUCCAUAGGAUCGGCCAGCUCGUUAUUGCCGAAAACAACUGGACCACCUAUGACGCCCGUCUUGACCUCCGCGCCUCGCUCGAGUACAUUCGGGAGAACUUCUACCCGAAGGAUAAUAUCGGCAAGAUCUACACUAUUGCCCACUGCAUGGGCUCCGUCGCCUUCAGCACGGGCCUGCUCGACGGCACGAUCCCGGCGGACUGGAUCCUGGGCGUGACCUGCAGCCAGGUGUUUAUGAACCCGAUCUGGAACGUCAUGAACAUGAUCAAGGUCAUGGCGGGGCCCAUCCCGGCCGACCGUCUGUACAAGAUGCUGGCGGGCAGCUGGUUCAGCUGCAGCACGUCGACCGACGACUCGUUCGUGCAGCGCUGCCUCAACCAGGUGCUGCGCUUCUACCCGGACGAGCGGCGCGAGAUCUGCAACAGCGCCGCCUGCCACCGCAUCUCGCUCGUCUUUGCGCGCUGCUGGAACCACCGCAACCUCAACGAGGCGACGCACCGCCAGAUCGACCGCUUCUUUGGCGGCGUCAACAUGCGCCUGCUACACCUGCUCAUGAAGCAGGGCGGCGAGGGCCACGUCAUGGCCAACGGGCCCCUGUUCGAGCAGCUCGACACGCCGCAGAACAUCGAGCGGCUGCGCGGCGUGCCCUUCAUGCUCUUCGUCGGCCGCGACAACGCCGUCCUGGCGCCCGAGUCGACGGAGCGCACGUACGAGAUCCUCUGCGACAUGUUUGGCACGAGCAGCACCGGCGACGCGGGAGACAUCCAGUUCCGCCGCCGCGUGGUGCCCGGCUACGGCCACCUCGACUGCUGGAUGGGCCGCAACGCGUGGAAGGACGUGUACCCGUUCGUGCUCGAGGAGGUGGACCGCGUGGCCCGCGGCGAGAACUACAAGUUCCGCGAGCCGGACGCCAGGCACUGCAAGUUCACCAAGAUGAUUGAGAGCGGCGACUUGCUAUACUGA